AGGAAAUGGGUCAAGCGUAUUUAGAACCACCCCAAUUUAAUUUACAAGAAUCUUACAACGAUAGUAACUGUUGUACUCCAUUGGUAUUUAUAUUAUCAGCGGGAUCGGAUCCGAUGGCCGGUUUAAUUCGCUUCGCCGCGGAUAAAGGAAUACCGAAAACGGCCUUAUUAACAAUUUCCCUUGGACAAGGACAGGGUCCUAUAGCUGCUGGAAUGAUAAAUCGAGCUUUAGUAACUGGUCAAUGGGUCGUGUUACAAAAUUGUCACUUGGCAGAGAGUUGGAUGCGCGAAUUAGAUCGAAUUACUGAUGAAGUUAUCGUACCGGACGUGACGAAUGUGUUAUUCCGCUUAUGGUUGACUAGUUACCCAAGUCGCGCAUUUCCCGUUUCGAUUCUACAAAACGGUGUUAAAAUGACAAACGAAGCACCGAAAGGUCUUCGACAAAAUUUGCUCCGUUCUUACUUGAACGAUCCAAUUUCGGACUCCACGUUUUACAACGCGUGUCCUAGAUGGCGCGAAUGGCAAAUGUUAUUAUUCAGUUUGUGCUUUUUCCACGCUUUAGUUCAAGAACGAAAAAAGUUUGGUCCUUUAGGUUGGAACAUUCCUUACGAAUUUAACGAAUCCGAUUUGAGAAUUUGCAUACUUCAAUUACAAAUGUUUUUGACUGAUUACAAAGACGUUCCAUUUGAGGCGCUUACUUAUUUAACCGGCGAAUGCAAUUACGGCGGACGAGUCACCGAUGAUAAAGAUCGAAGAUUAUUAAAUUCUUUAUUAUCAAUGUUCUAUGCACCCGAAGUAAUUAUAGAAAAGGAUUACAAAUUUUCUGAAAGCGGGACUUAUUUUGUACCCGAAGAUACAUCUUAUGAGGGGUGCAUCAAAUACAUUAAAACUAUGCCUUUAAUUCCCCAACCGGAAGUUUAUGGUUUACACGAAAACGCUGAUAUAACUAAAGAUAAUCAAGAAACAUUGAUGUUAUUGCACGGGAUUUUAUUGACACAACCUCAAAUUACUUCCGGCGGCGGCGGAGAAGGCGAAGACGAAGCUGUUAUUGAAUUAUCAAAAAAUAUUAACUCAAAAAUUCCUCAACAAUUCAACAUGGAGGAAGUAUGCAAACAAUAUCCGGUUAUGUACACGAAUUCUAUGAACACCGUUUUAAGACAAGAAUUAAUUCGGUUCAAUCGCUUAACUUCGGUUAUAAAGAGAACUUUAACCGACGUUGCCAAAGCGAUAAAAGGCCUUGUUGUAAUGUCAUCGGAAUUAGAAAACGUUUAUUUGGCAUUAAUGGUUGGAAAAGUCCCGGAAGCGUGGUUAAGCAAAAGUUAUCCGAGUUUAAAACCUUUGGGGUCAUAUAUAAAUGAUUUUAUAAGAAGAUUAGAUUUUUUGCAAGCUUGGAUUGAUAAUAACGCUCCAUCGGUAUUUUGGCUGUCAGGGUUUUAUUUCACCCAAUCCUUUUUAACUGGCGUUCUACAAAAUUAUGCGAGAAAACAAAAAUUACCCAUCGAUUUUGUGUUGUUUGAGUUUUAUGUAACGAAAUAUGAAACCGAUGCUCCACUUCCGGCGUUGGGUGUUCAUUGUUACGUAAGUAAAAGAAUUUUUUUUUUUAAAUAUAAGAAAUAAUGUUGAAUUUGAGGUCGGUAGAAUCUAAAAGUACUGCUACAUUCUUUACAAACAACACAACACAAAACUGAUAAAAUAAGUUUAGAGUAGUAAGACACUUCGCCGAGGUCGCUUGCGGGCGAGGUCUAAAACUGACGAUUGAGUGUUAAUAUAUCAAAUCCAGCGCCUCGCCCCCAAGCGACCUUGACGAUUUGAAGCGAAAUCGUUCCUUUUAAUAAUAAUAAUAAUAAAUAUCUUUAUCUACAACUAUUGAAUUAUCUAUUCGUUAUACAAUUGAUUUUUGACGGGUAAUGACACUCAUUACCCAUGACAGA
Onthophagus taurus is the source of this 1930-nucleotide messenger RNA. NCBI's taxonomy places the organism in Eukaryota, Metazoa, Arthropoda, Insecta, Coleoptera, Scarabaeidae. The record is from RefSeq and is a predicted model, not a curated record.